Messenger RNA from Sphenostylis stenocarpa, 879 nucleotides. The record is from the annotation of a GenBank genome assembly. NCBI's taxonomy places the organism in Eukaryota, Viridiplantae, Streptophyta, Magnoliopsida, Fabales, Fabaceae.
AUGUUCAUAACCCUUCAAUUAGACUCAACUCAUAGAAUCAUUUUAGCUUUGAAAUUCUCAUAUCUUCUAUUUUUCUUUUCUUCGAUUCCUAUUGCCCAAGCCUACGCUAGUAGAGCUCAUUUCUUCAUUUAUGCUGGCUGCUCUCAAGAAAAAUACCAACCAAACACACCCUUUGAAGCCAACCUCAAUUCCUUUUUGUCUUCAGUUUCUGGCUCAUCUUCUGACAAUUCUUACAAUAGCUAUGCUAUUGGAAAUGGAAGUUCAUCACCACCAGAGGGAUCCAUAUAUGGCUUAUACCAGUGCAGGAGUGAUUUGAGGCCAAAUGAUUGCUCAAAAUGUGUUAAAAGUUGUGUUGACCAAAUAGGCUUGGUCUGUCCCUUGGCACUUGGGGCAUCUUUGCAACUUGAAGGCUGUUAUAUAAGAUAUGAGCAUGUUGAUUUCCUUGGCAAGCCUGACACAAGCCUUUGGUACAAGAAGUGCAGUAAAGCAGUGACAAAUGAUGCUGAGUUCUUCAGGCGUAGAGAUGAUGUUCUUUCUGAUUUGCAAGCAGCUAAUGGAUUUGGAGUCAGUACUUCUGGUUUUGUUGAAGGGUUUGCACUGUGUUUGGGAGAUUUGAAUGUGGCUGAUUGCUCCUCAUGCCUUCAAGCAGCAGUGGGAAAGCUUAGGAGCAUAUGUGGAUCAGCAGCAUCUGCUGAUGUGUUCUUGGCACAAUGUUAUGCUCGGUACUGGGAAGCUGGCUACUAUGAUGAAGCAGAUUCUUGGAAGGAGGAUGACGAAGUGGGGAAAUCAGUUGCCAUUAUUGUGGGAGUGCUUGCUGCUCUAGCCAUUCUUGUUGUCCUUCUCUCAAUCUGCAGAAGAGCAUUUGGAGUACACAGCUAA